UUUUUUUUUUUUGCAAUGUUAGGAAGGAAUUCAUGGCACACCAUUGUUUGCCUUAAUUUUUGGAAUUAAUAUUGCCACAAUCCAGCCCUGGUCAUCAUACCUUGUGUACCUGAGUCUGUUGGCUUUGUAGAGCCAUCCACAUAUGCUUGUCCUUUACUAUUGCUUUACUUGUGCCUUUCCAACUCCUGUGGAAUGGAUGACUGCACACUACCCCAUGUUCAUCUUACCCCUGUCCCUCAGUGAUUUGUACCUUGGAUGUACUUUCAUACUGUACACAUUCUUGUGUUCCUAGUGCAAAUGUAUAAAGUUUUAUUUUAUUUAUAUAUUUAAAUUUUUUCUCCAUUUUGUAGAACACUCAUUAAAGUAACUUUUUUUUAAUUAUUUUUUAUUGAUAAUCCCUGCUGGAAAGGGAGAUUGGCUGCCAGUUCUGAACUGUUAAUCUAACAAUUGGGGAGUAAAGGAGUUACAUACUUGAAUUGCACUGUAUAUGCAGGAGAGGUUGAGACAAAACAGCACAUGCAAUACUGCAGUGCACUUAGUAACAUUUUUAAAGAGGCACUGGCACUUUAAGACCAGCUAUGCCUGACUUGAACAUAUGGGGAGCUAAUCUUAGCCUUACUCUUGAGAGAGACAACACUGGCAACCAGCCACUGUGCAGAGCUGGAGAGAUAGUGUUCUCUCUCUCUCUCUUCUUUUGUCAUAGAAUUUUAAAUGCAAUAAGGUUUUUAAGUUUAAUUUUUUAAGGUUAUCUAUGUUGGGAAUAUUUGAGGUUUACAUCAAUUUCAAAUGAAUGGUUUAAAGCCAAUAAAAAAAGCCUAAACUUCGUAAUAUAUCAGAUUUCUUCCCAUUUUGAAAGAGAUCUACAGGAUGUUUUUCAUUUGUCUCCUUCAACAUGAUUGUCUUUCAAUUCUCUCUGCCCUUCUGCUCUUUCAAACCUUUGUCUCUUAACAUUCUGCUAUUUUCUGCUUUCCUAUCUCACUUAUCCCCUCAUCAAAUUUCACCUCAGUUUUUUCCCCUUCUCCUUCAAAACUUCUUGCACAAAGACCACUCUUUAGGCUGUGUUAUUUCACCAUCUCAUACCUCCUCCUUUCCCACCAUCUUAUUUGAGUGAUGAGGGUCGCUCUUCCCUUCCCCCUCUUUCCUUAUGUCUUUUCUGCUUUGCUCUCCCCCCCACCCCCCACACACACACUUUCUCUCUCUCCCUCUUUCUGUCUGUCUCUCCUCCUCUCCCUCCCUUUCUCUUUGUUACCCCUUUUCCAGCUAAAUGUUACUGGUGCUUCGCUGAGAAUCUGUGGGGAACUUUCUCAGGACUGGCCUGUGUUUUUACUGGUUUUAGAACCGAACAUUAACGUAACUGACCAUGUUACCAUUUAACCUGCCCACAAACAAACAUGCCACAUCACGGUCUUUGUUUAUAAGUUUUACUCCUAGUUCUGCGAACGUAUGCUAAAAUCCCAAAUAAUUGGAUUAAGCGUCUUUAUAUCUCACUCUGACUUCAGAAGUUAUUUAAAAAUAUAAUGAAAAUUUGUAGCAAUCACUGUGCAAUACAGCAUAUUUUGUAUAGGAAUGGGUUGUUUCUCAACUGAUUGUACACUGUAUUGCCACAUUGGGCUUAUCAGUGUAGACAGCUUCCUGGGUUAUAUUGGGAGCGGUCUAGAUUGUGAUCUAGUUUUGUUUUUUGAAAACUAUACUUGGUAUGGACAUGAAAUUCACUGACAUUUGCAGUUCUUGGUUAGUGACCAACAGUUUUUAAGGGCCAAUGUAUAGCCAAUUUUUCCAGCCCAGAACCAGCUUUCUGUAGUGUAAAUGUGUAUAAUGGUUUCAGAUUGGACACGAGCUCUGGCUCCUGUAAAAAAGGGGCUUGUGAGUAUUUUGAGGGGUAUAAUGGGGAGGAGGUCCUGUGCAGUCCUCUCGCCGCGCGUUUAUGUGAGUGCAUAUACAUUUCUUAGAAAGCACAUUCAUGUGCCUGAGACUCUUCCGUGCCUCUAGAUGGGCCCCUAGUUUUAGUGCACAUAUGUUUUGUGUGUGUGUGAGCUUGUCCAGCUCUGUUCUGAAAGGAGAGGUUUAGUAAACACCCAGGGGGUGUGUUUUGGUGUUUCUUUGUGUGUUGCUGUAGAGUGUGGAAUGACUGGUUAUAAUAGACAAAAAGAAAGUUGUGUAUUAAAGUUAGCUGUGUAUACUUUUGUUCAACUCUUAUUGAUCUGAAACAUAUUUUACCUUGAAAUGUUAAGCCAUUGGGAAUAAUUUGCUUUUGAGGGUAAACAGAAUGGAAAAAGAUCCAAUCAAAAUCAUGAUUUUUAUCUACAUUAUUUAUUAUAUUAUACUAUAUACUAAACAGCUAUAAUAAUACUAUAUUAUUAUAGCUGUUUGUUCAUUAUGGUUUACAUAUGGUUGUGUAUGCUGCAGUAUGUACUGGUUUAUACUGUAAUACAUUUUCACAUAUUCCAUGAGUUAUAUUUCACAGAAAUGUGUUAAUCCUUGUUUAUCUUUGCAUGUUUAUGCUACUUUGUAUAUUUCCUAUGGGUUUGUGUGUGUUUCUUUCAGUUUUUCUGUGGGUGGCUUUGUGUGGGUGGGGGUUUGAUUUUUUUUUUUUCUCUAGUGAGCAAUAAAUGAGUCACGAUAGAUUGAACCAAAAGACAAAAAGUUAUCAUCAUAUGCCGUAACCAUUACAGUGUCAGUCAUCAUAUUUCUGAGAACAACUAAAUCUGAGAAUGAGAAUUCUAAAACUGAGAAUUCUGAAUCAAGCACAGGUAUUGUUUGGAUAUUGCUAAGUUUUGGAAAACCAGUGUUUAAAUACCUGUUGUCCUUCAACCAGGUUGUUGCAACCGAAACAUUAAAGAGCUGCUUUUUUUUCAACAGACAAUAUGCAUUGGCAGUACGUUUACAUGAACCUUAAAAGUUCAGGGGGCCUGGGUAGCUCAGCGAGUAAAGAUGCUGACUACCACCCCAGGAGUCAUGAGUUCAAAUCCAGGGUGUGCUGAAUGACUCCAGCCAGGUCUCCUAAGCAACCAAAUUGGCCCGGUUGCUAGGGAGGGUAGAGUCACAUGGGGUAACCUCCUUGUGGUCACUAUAAUGUGGUUCUCGCUCUUGGUGGGGUGCGUGGUGAGUUGUGCGUGGAUGCCGCAGAGAAUAGCGUGAAGCCUCCACACGCUAUGUCUCCGCGGUAACUCAAUAAGAUGCGCGGAUUGACUGUCUCAGACACGGAGGCAACUGAGAUCUGUCCCAUCACGAGGACUUGGAGCACAUUGGGAAUUGGGGAGAAAAGUUUGAUUUCAGUCAGUCUAGUUUUAUUUUUAUUUUAUUCUAAAAAUCUAAUUUAAAUGCUUUAGUCUGUUGUGUUUGGUGGCUCAGAAGUGGAGCGGGUAGAGCACGUGCCUGGAUGCACGAGAGAACAUUGUGGCCUUCAGUCACUUAACGCCAUUGAUAACAGUCGCAACGAGCACUCAUUUUAACAUAAAAAAUAAACUCCUGCGCUGGAUCGCCACUUAUUAUUACACACACACAAAAUGGAAACUCCUGCUCAACAACUGGAGAUGUGUCUUCUGUAUUAGACUCUUACCUGAUGAAAGCUAUUUCAAAAAGUGCUCGGGAAAAAAUUGGCAAAGGCGAAAGGUGGUAGAUACAUGUCCCACCCGUCCCACUCGUAAAUGUGUAACUUUUGCUGUAACUCGACUACACAAAUGAUGUACCUUGAUUAUAACUGCGCAUGUAAACAUACUGAGUGAUAUAUAGAGGUUAGGAUGGCCGAUGGUUGCUAUAUUACCGAUAUAUACAUAAUAUAUCAUACAUUUACAUAUGCCUUGCAGAAUCUGUAAAAGUAUAGCACUUUUAUAAAAUGAGUGUUUUUUUUUUAUUAUUAUUUUAUUUUUUAUUUAGUACUGCCCUGAAGAAGGUGCAAUACAUAUAAUUAAGUUUAUACCACAAAAUAAUAAUUCCAUAAAAUAAUAAUAAAUUAAAUUACCUAAAUCAUCCUGUUUAAAAGUUUACACAGCCUUGGUUCUUAUAUUGUGUGUUGUCAAGCACUGCAGGGGAGAAGGGCUGGGCGAUAUAAUGAAUAUUCACAAUAUUAUCGUGAUGAUUUUGCUGGCAAUAUAAAAUUAAUCAGUGAUGGUUUUCAGCUAAUGCAGAAAAUCUCAAAUUAAUUUGGCUGACAUAUUGGUCUAUCACUAUUCACUAAUCCUACCCCACCAACCUUUUGUCCUCAAACACAGUGCCUUGGUUGUUACAGGGCAACUGCCACUGCAAGUUGUUUUGUAUAAAUCAUCUGCAUAGUGACAAAUUACAAUUUCAGUUCCUGUCUAGUGCAUUACACACACAAUAGGUCAAUAACUCAUAAGUGUGACCUUGCAUGUCUAGUCUUUUAUAGAUGCUUCAAGAUUCAGUCUAUUUGAUGAGUAAUAACACCAUUGAAAGAGCAUCUAGUGGUGACCUUUAUCUUUUGGUUCUUGUUGAAAUGCCAAACCUUUCCAUGUAUUACCGUGGUCUUUCUGAAACAUGUUUAGUUUCACAUCCCCCGUGUUUCUCGCGUUUGGAUCAGUUAUCAGCUGUCUUGUGACACUGUGGAUGUUAGUGGCUCACUUGGUUGGGUUUUCUCAUAUUGUAAAACUCACAAGACUUCUCUGGCAUUUACUGUAAUGCCAAAGGAAAGAUUCCUCUGUAUGGUAUGUCUUGUGAAAAAUCAAGAUUUUCCUGAAUGGUUUGAAAAGCUGAUGAAAUGGGCCAGACUGUUUCUGUGGUGGGUUCAGUGGAUGGCCCCAGAGGAAGAGGCCAGAUGGAAAUUGGGUCCCAUGACCGCCUAGAAGAAGGCGUGUUAGACCAGGAACUGUCUAAUGGGCUGAGCAAACAUGCAACAAAUGAAGAAAAUAUUUGUGAUGAAGGAGGUGGAGACGUGGCCAGGGAGCAACACCAGCACAGCUACCACACAGAACCUGGAGGUAUUUCCCAGACACCAGGCUGGGGCUCUGAGCAUGCUGGAAAGUUGACGAAUUUUGAAUCUCAACAGGGUGCUUGGAGUGACCAAAACCCCAGCAAACAAGUGAAUGAUGUGGAUAUGGAAGAUGCAAGGACUCUGGUGGCCUUUUCUGCCACUGUAGGGUCACUGGCCACUUACAGCAAUCAUCAACCUUCCCCGACUCAGCUGUAUGAAAGGUUCAACCAGGAGAUGUCUAAUGGAGGUGAAAAGGCCAGGCAGAAAGGUGUGGAUGGUGAGUUAUUCCCUACUGAAGAUCUAGACAUCCUUCAGGCUGCACUGAGCAAGGCCCGUGAUGGCCACAAGCCACCUAACUGUGAUUGCGAUGGCCCAGACUGCCCUGACUACCUGGAGUGGCUGAAAAAGCAAAUCAAAAUGGUGACUAAUUGUCAGUUCAAAGGGUCCUGUAAGGUUUCUAAUGCUCCUCCACAGCCACACUUACAGCAUCGUUAUGCUCAAUCCCAACCUCAACAAUGUGGAAGUAACCCCUUAUGUCAGCAAGACACAAAUCCACAGCCCCCUGUUAACCAGCCUUCAGCUCCAAGACCCUUUGGCCCACCAGCACCUAUUCCCUGUUCCCCCAGUGUUCUAUCCAUAGCCAAGGAGAGAAAUGUUAGCUUGCAAACAGCUAUUGCAAUUGAGGCCCUGACCCAGCUGUCUGCUACUGUUCCACAAACUAUUGUUCCUUCAGGUGAGUUUUCACCUGCAAAUAACCAUCUUCAUUUGCCAACCUCUUAUCCCCAGAGUAAGCCACAAUUGGUCUCUUCAUCUCCUGUCCUUCUUUCUUCCUCCUCUGCUACACCACAUUCCAUCCCUCCUGGAAAUUACCCUAAACAGGACCCAUCAUCAUGGGAGCAGCAGAGGCCUCAGUCUCAGGGUGAUACCCCUGCACCUAACAUUAUGCCAAGCUCAUCUCACUAUGCUACCCAGUACUCAUCCUCAAAGUCCCCAUUUACAGGCCUCCACCCCUCAACCCCUAACCCCCGACCCCAGCAGCAGGACUCAACUGGAAGCUGUGAGAAAAGCUCCCCACGGAACUCAUGGAUGAUGAACUCUGAAUCCCAGCCUCAUUUUGUAAACCCAUCCCACGGCAGCAGUGACCCAGUGUCUGAGCUGAAGCAGCUCCUUGGAGACUCUGGUGGAAAGUACACCAACUCAGCCUUCAAAUUUCCACUCCCUCAACCCAGCCUUCAGGAUGGUCGCAAGGGCAGCCUUACUGGGGUGCCUCACAUCAAGCAGGAGGUGGAUACAAAGGAGUACCCGGGAUCAGGGUGUCUAGUCAUGGGCCAAGAAGGGAUGGUAAAUGGCCAGCAGCAGUUCCAUGGUCAGCAGUUUUCCCCCUCCAUUAGGCACUCAACUCAGGCAGCACUACAGCAGCACCUUCACCAUAAACGCAACCUCUUCUCUAACUCGCCAGGCUUCAGUCUAUUAGCCCCAAUGGCUUGUCAGAACCUCCGCAAAUGGUGGCCACAGACUUUGCCAGAGACUCCAGUAACCAUCAAGCAGGAGCACAAAGAGCCAAAAAAGAAAAAGAGUGCUCAAAGUUUUCCUCUUCUAAAAUACCCAGUGGGUGGGAUAUAUAGUCCAUUGGGCCUACCUCUUCCAAAACCUAAACAGAUUGUUAUCAAGAAGCAUAAACAGAAAGCUUCACAACCAACUUUUCUCCCACAGAGCCAGAUUACAAUAUUGAAAACUCCACUCAUCAACCCAGGGUAUGCACCAUCCCUAUGCCAGCUUGCUCCAUCUUUACCAGGCAUGGAAGCUGGGCUUCCCCCCUCUCAGGUGGCUGAGAGCCACCCAGCUCCAGCCCAAUCUCAGGAAUCCACUUCGAAUAGCAGUAGUGCACCCAUAUCUGAAAACACUCAGUCUUCUACCCCUGUGUCUGUUAUAGCACCAUCCAACCAGAAGGUGAUAGCUUGUUCAGGCCCAGCCGGAUCAAAUGAAAGUGUCCCAAUGACCAGUAUCAGACCUCAAACAUCUACUACACAGUCUUCUCCCUCUCUGACUGGCCUCAGUACCCUAGAUCCAAAAUUUGAAGAUCUGAUUCGCCAGUUUGAGGAGGAGUUUGGGGACAACAUGUCCUCAGCUUCUGCAGCAGAGACCCCAGAGCAUGGCCCAUUUCAGCCAGUGGCGACCGAGUCACAACCAAACUCAAACUCAGGACAAGCCAGAUGCGAGUCACCAUCCCCAAAGCAGCCAAAAAACUGCCCUCCUGUUCCUACCACUCAGUCUGAGCCCAUGGAUGAAGGUCAAAAGGGGAUGACUGAGAGAGUGAAGGAAGAAACACCAUUAGCAUCUGAGCAGCUCUAUAGUGUCAAACAGGAAAGUGAGGAAUGUGAGGUGGACGUGAAAUCUGGACAGCUCCUGUCUGUUGCUCAGGGGGCAGUACUGGAGCGACAUCACCCCUUCAUCACACCUUUCACCCCUCCAACAAAGCGUAUGAAAAUUGAGUCAUCUGGUGGUGUGACCGUGCUCUCCACAACUGCGUGCUUCUCUGCAGAUGGAGAAGAUAAAGAUUUGGAUACUCCCACCAAGGAUAUCUUCCCUGCCUCCCCUUCACUUAAAGGUUUUCUUGAGUCACCGCUGCGCUAUCUAGACACUCCCACCAAGAGCCUACUGGAGACACCUGUGAAAGAUGCCCAAGUUGAGUUUCCCACCUGUGACUGUGUGGACCAAAUCCUAGAGAAGGACGAGGGUCCAUAUUACAAUCAUUUAGGAUCUGGGCCAACUGUGGCUGCAGUCAGAGAACUGAUGGAAAAGAGGUAUGGGGAGAAGGGUGAAGCCAUUCGUAUUGAGAAGUUGGUUUACACAGGGCGAGAGGGGAAGAGCUCUCAGGGAUGUCCUAUUGCUAAGUGGGUUAUUCGUCGCAGCAGUGAGGCAGAGAAAUUAUUAUGUCUGGUGAAGCAACGGCCUGGGCAUCACUGUGCCAACACUGUCAUUAUUGUUGUCAUACUGGCCUGGGAAGGUGUCCCUCGUGCUCUGGGAGAUAAACUGUAUCGAGAACUCACAGAAACAAUCACCAAAUACGGCAACGCCACCAGCCGCCGCUGUGGACUCAAUGACGGUCGAACCUGUGCAUGCCAAGGGAAGGACCCAGAUAAAUGUGGCGCUUCCUUCUCUUUUGGCUGCUCCUGGAGUAUGUACUUCAAUGGAUGCAAGUACGCUCGAAGCAAAACCCCUCGCAAGUUCAGACUGCAGGGAGAACACCCCAAAGAGGAGGACUAUCUCAGGGAUAAUUUCCAAAACUUGGCCACUCACGUGGCCCCUCUGUAUAAGCAACUUGCUCCCCAGGCCUACAGUAACCAGUGUGUUAGUGAGAACAUUGCUUCAGACUGUCGGCUAGGUUUGAAGGAAGGACGGCCAUUUUCAGGAGUCACUGCAUGCAUGGAUUUUUGUGCCCAUGCUCACAAAGACCAGCAUAACCUCCACAAUGGCUGUACUGUGGUGUGCACUUUUACAAAAGAGGACAAUCGCUCAGUGGGCACGAUCCCAGAUGAUGAGCAGCUGCAUGUGCUUCCGCUCUACAAGAUCUCUCUAACCGACGAAAAUGGUAGCGAGGAGAACCAGCGCCUAAAAAUGCAAACAGGAGCCAUUCAGGUGCUUGCUAACUUCCGUAGAGAGGUUAGGAAACUUCCAGAACCUGCUAAAUCCUGUCGGCAGCGUCGCAUGGAGGCCAAAAAGGCCGCUUCAGAGAAAAAGAACAAGAGACUGCAGCUUGCAGAAACCCCAGAGAAGACUAUCAAGAUGGAGACGCACCACACAGAUUCACCCCACCCUCAGCAAGGCAAUAAAGCUAUUCUAAAACAGGAGGUGAAGCCCACCAUCAAAAAAGAGCCUGUUGACCGCUUCCAGCCCUUCAAUGGUGCCAUACAUGGCUACCCAGCACUAGGGAACGGCAAGGCAACACCUGAUCCCCACAGCAUGAACAGUUCAUUCUCCUACCCCUGUAACUAUGCAAGAGGUCGCAUCCCUACCAACAGCCAACCUCCUGCACUUAGCCCCAUCAAUGGCUUUCACCCCAACCUCCAGGCCAUGCGAUAUGGAUACUACAACUACCCUCCAAAUGCACUUUUUCCUCCUGAGCUCUUGAGUUAUGGUAAUGGAGCCUGGGCAAAAGCUGGAGAACCCCCUGCCACAUCUUUUGACCAGAAGCCAGAUGUUCAGAGUCUCCAAGCCAAGAUGGCACAGCCAUAUUCAAACCAAUAUGGGCAGACACAGCAACAAAUGAGUGAUUCAUCCAUUCAAGGCUACCCACACCCAUCAGACUUUUCACAGUCGCCUGUUCCACACAGUCAUACACCAUCAGUGUCACUUGAGCAGACACACCACUCAACACCCAUAAUUAAGCAGGAGCCUAUGGAUGUGCCACUAUAUGAUGGCAGAUCAGAUGGGCAAGGUCAGAGCUGCCCUAGCACUCCCAGUACCACAUCAAAGCCUGAAGGCUGGCCUGGGCAUAAGCCAAAUGGCAGCCUAGUCUCUAAAGGCUGGGAAGGAAACCACAGGUCAAGUUCAGCUAAUUCCCCCUUCACUUCAGAUAAGCAGAGGCUCCACCAGCAACACAGACACCAACAUGAACACCCCCAGUAUGCACAGCAGCAACAGUGGAAUUCCUAUCCCCGCCCUAACACUCCAGUGUCAUCCCCUGCCCCAUCUCCCUCCCCAUCCAUAAAAGCAGGUCUUUCCCCUGCUCUCUCUCCACACCCGUCCACCCCAAGGCAGUGGGAUAGCCCUGCCCCAAGUCCACAACCUAAGGCAUGGGGUCCUUACGGUCCUAUUGGUUAUGGUGCUGGUGGUCUUAGGCAAGACAACCCUACUGGUGCUUUCCCUGACAAAAUGCUAUCACAGGCAGGUGAGAAUUGUGGCUCUGCUCCUCUGGGACUGCAGGAGAAAGCCUGGAAAUCUGGGGGUGGUUCUGCAGCAGGCAGCACACCGUCUCCGGCUCCUGAGGGUCGCUUGUUCCCUGAUGCACUGCAGAGAUCCAAUGGGCAGGCAUGCUGGGACAGUGAGGCAGAGGCCCAGAGUGAGCAUGACCCUGAAGAGGAGGAGGUGUGGUCAGACAGCGAGCACAACUUUUUGGACCCUAACAUUGGAGGAGUAGCAGUGGCCCCUGCUCAUGGCUCUGUCUUGAUUGAAUGUGCCCGUCGGGAGCUUCAUGCUACCACGCCACUUAAAAAGCCUGACCGUACCCACCCAAGCCGUAUUUCCCUGGUCUUCUACCAGCACAAGAACCUUAACCAGCCCUGCCAUGGCUUGGCUUUGUGGGAGGCCAAGAUGAAACUCCUAGCCGAGCGAGCGCGGCAGCGGCAACAAGAAGCAGCUCUUUUGGGUCUCUCCCAAGAUGAAAUUAAGGCCUAUGGGAAGAAGCGCAAGUGGGCGGCUGGAUCAGUAAGCCCGUCCCCAGGACAGACCAAGGACAAACGAGAUGGUGUGGUGACACGGAUGGCACCCACACAGCAUACCACCACCAUAGUCAAUGUUUCACCCUACCCGUCCACACACCUCACUGGCCCUUACAGUCGGUUUGUGUGAACACCCGUAGGCUGUUGCCCCCUGGAGCCAGAUAAGGGAAAAGAAAUAAGGAUCAUGAAUCUUACUCCUUUACCAUUAGUUUCCCUUCUUCUAGCUCUAACACCUCUCUCAGGUCACCACAAGGGAGGGAGAAAAAAUGAAGGGGCACUUUUUUUCAUUUACCUCAAAUUUUGGCAGCAGUUUGGGAACACCCCAAACGGACAUGCUGUCUAUGGUGCUCUUGCUCUCUCCAACGUGGGAGGGAUUUCCAUAGCUACCCCUCCUUAAGUGAAUUUGAUGAUCCUAAUUAUUAUUGAUCUAUUAUCAAUAUUAUUACAAUUGCUAUUGUUACUGUCAACGUUGAUAUUACAGGUAUUGUUAUUAUAUUAUAAAGAUUCAUAUUUUUUAUUUUAAUUUUAUUGUUUUUUCAUCAUCGUUUUUAAUAUUUUGAUUUACCCCCUUUGACUAAGAGGGAUGAAAAAAGGACAUUCUCGCUUGUUUAAUAUGAACAUGAGAACAAGCUAAUCAGCAUUUUUUUGUUGCGCUUUUCACCUUUUCCACCCAUCAGCCUAUCUAUAAAAGAAGCGCCUUCACACCGUUGCGAGUCAUAUUUAUGUGACUGCAUUAAGGCAACUCUAGAUUAUCAGCUCCUAGCUGUAGUCACUGAACAUGUGACCAAAAUUAGAAAGAGAGGACCUGACAACAGCUUGGGCCUUUCUGUUUGGUGCCACUCAAUGAAAUCUGUAAAGUUUCUCAUCCCUUCAAAUGGUGCUUAUUUUCUGUCUCAAGUGUCUCUAAUUUUGCUCUCACAAUAUCGAGGCAGGUGCUGGACUUGGGUGCUCUUUAGCAGCAGAUGUCAAUCAAGUUCAGUUACAGGGACCUCUCAGUCCUGGUAAUUGGCUCAACCUUCCAUCAUGUCAUCUGAUUGGUGCUGAUUCAUUUGCCUGUGGUGCAGUUUCAUUGGCCAUUCUUCACCUACCCAUGUGGCAUUUUUUAGACUAAGCUCUCAGAGGUGCUGGUAACCCUAGCAAAAAUCCACCUUAAUAAAAACAGCCCUUAAGAGCUACAGAUAACCUACAAUGGGUCUUAAGCUUGUGAUUUUCGUAUAGAAUAAACAAUCCAUACUCCGCUCAAACAGAGAAUUCUACACUCUAGCCAUUUUUUAAUUGGCUUGAAAUUCUGCAAUCUUUGCUUGGUUCAUCCUAGAUAUGUUCAGACUUACUGAUCUGCAGAGACUUAAAGCUUCAGUAGGUAAGAAAAAGUUCAUUAAAAUAAUAACUUAGAUGAGUAUCUGAAGAUAUGUAACAUUGUUUGAUCUUGUCGGUUUCUGUCAGCAGAAGGGUAGAAGCUAGAGGAGAAAUUACCUAACUGGUUCUCAAUUGUCAAUGAUUGUUUUUUUGUUUUUUUUACUAUAGGUUUCCCAACAAAACUGGCCUUUGUGAAACUAAACAUGUCUUCCAUGACCUGAUUAAUCUAUAACUACCCAUUUGUUAUAAUGAUGUUAACCUAAGUUAUUAUUUUCUUGUUUUCAUACCCACUGCUGGUUAAAUCCACCAGCCUAAUGGACAGAGCAGAGUUAGUAGAGUUAGUGCUACUAUGAGAAAUUUACACUCCUGUAAAGUGCCCCUCUUUUUAUAAGCAAUCCUCUUCUCUCUUUUUGGACUGAGAGGUUACCCAAAACUCAAAUUCAUGGUGCUGAUUGGCAAUGCAUACAGUUUCAGCUGACCGUUGUUGCAUAAUGCAUAUGUUUGUCUGCUAGUGUGUGUUUGUGUGCACAUGCAUGGAUUCAAAACACGCACACUGGUUAGAAUGUAUGUGUACCAGUGUGACUGCUUGUCCAUGUGUGUGUCAGCUACAUAUAGGGAGCAAGCAGGGCUGCCGCUGGUUUACAUAGGGCUGCAAGAUGCUUAACACUCACA
Messenger RNA from Myxocyprinus asiaticus (Chinese sucker), 12396 nucleotides. Its product is annotated as methylcytosine dioxygenase tet3-like. NCBI's taxonomy places the organism in Eukaryota, Metazoa, Chordata, Actinopteri, Cypriniformes, Catostomidae. Gene Ontology annotation, cellular component: nucleus. Gene Ontology annotation, molecular function: DNA binding; zinc ion binding; DNA 5-methylcytosine dioxygenase activity. The coding region runs from base 4715 to 10498 and encodes 1927 amino acids. The record is from RefSeq and is a predicted model, not a curated record. Gene Ontology annotation, biological process: oxidative demethylation; positive regulation of transcription by RNA polymerase II. The transcript is spliced from 10 exons.